Messenger RNA from Cervus elaphus (red deer), 1530 nucleotides. It is a transcript of the gene AP5S1, whose product is annotated as adaptor related protein complex 5 subunit sigma 1. Lineage: Eukaryota; Metazoa; Chordata; Mammalia; Artiodactyla; Cervidae. The coding region runs from base 266 to 865 and encodes 199 amino acids. Gene Ontology annotation, biological process: endosomal transport; double-strand break repair via homologous recombination. The record is from RefSeq and is a predicted model, not a curated record. The transcript has 3 exons. Gene Ontology annotation, cellular component: late endosome; AP-type membrane coat adaptor complex; cytosol.
GUACUCAAUCAGCGAGUGACCAGCAUAGGCCGCGCAGGGAACUCGGGGCUAGGGGUCUUUGUCAGACGAUGCAAGUUGCCCACACCCCGCCCUCGGAGAGCAUUUCCGGAAAUGAGACCUCGCCCACCCGGAGACUGUCACGCUCGGACGCGCGCCCGCUAGUGGCGUGCGCAGGCGCCCAAGUGCCGCGCAGCCGCCAUUUUGCCCCUUUAGCCGAGGGACUUGGCCCGUUAUUAGAAGUUUGCAGGCACGAAAGGAAAGAGCCAUGGUCCACGCCUUCCUCAUCCACACCCUGCGGGCCACCAAGGCUGAGGAGGGCUUUUGCCGAGUGCUCUAUUCUUGCUUCUUCGGUGCCGAGAAUUCACCCAAUGACCCACAGCCACGCAGUGCUGAGAGGGACAGACUUCUCCGAAAGGAGCAGAUUUUGGCCGUGGCCAGGCAGGUGGAGUCCAUGUACCAGCUGCAGCAGCAGGCAUGUGGCCGGCACGCUGUGGACCUGCAGCCCCAGUCCUCAGAUGAUCCAGUUGCCCUUCAUGAGGCCCCAUGUGGGGCCUUCCGCCUGGCGCCAGGGGACCCUUUCCAGGAGCCUCGGACAGUGGUGUGGCUAGGCGUGAUCUCUAUAGGCUUUGCCCUGGUGCUGGAUGCUCACGAGAACCUGCUGCUGGUGGAGAGCACGCUUCGAUUGCUGGCUCGCCUUCUCCUUGACCACCUCCGACUGCUGGUCCCUGGUGCCAACCUCCUGCUGAGGGCUGACUGCAUCGAAGGCGUCCUCACCCGCUUCCUGCCCCAUGGUCAGCUGCUCUUCCUCAAUGACCAGUUUGUCCAGGGUCUAGAGAAAGAAUUCAGUGCUGCCUGGUCCCACUGACCCACACUGGGAUGGGAGUCCUCACAAGGUCAAGGAGAUGCUGUUAAAGGGACACAUAGUCAGGUAAAGUUUGUCAUCCGCCUCCUCCUUCCCAGCCUGCUCUCAGCUCUGGUGUGCUGCCACACCCAGGACAAAUGGAUGGGACAAACUGGCAGAAAAGGGGCCUGGGGAGAGGGUAGAGAGGAGGAAUCAGAGAAUAUCCUAUGCCUGGAGCUGCCUUGUGACUUACUCAGAACUCCGCAUCGGGCCAGCCCUGCUUGACCUGACCCUACUUUUCCCCAUCCCUGCCAGCCAGCCUCCAGUUCACCAGCCCCUAGUGCUGGGGUAGUAAGGAACAGCUACUUGGAACUCGGCCCACUUUCUUCUUCCAAACCCAUAGUCAUCGCAGUGCAAAAGGAGUCUCUUGAGGCUUUCAGAGUUGGGGAGCUGGCCUCUGCCUUUGCACCUACUUAGGCACCAUCAUCAAGGAUUUUGUUGGUUGGUGUCCAGCCCCACCGCAGUUCACAGAGGUGUGAGUUGUUCAGCAGAGAGGCUCCAUAACUCCUUUUGAGCCCAGCCCAUGCCCACCAUCAGUCUAUGGGGAGAGAAGGUGGUGUCAGGUGAAUGCUAGAGGUCUGAUGAUGUUGUUUUCCUUUUGAAUUAAAAGCACCGAGUGUGUGAUUUCA